Messenger RNA from Nicotiana attenuata, 1347 nucleotides. RefSeq names its product clathrin light chain 2-like. The coding region runs from base 268 to 1092 and encodes 274 amino acids. Gene Ontology annotation, biological process: clathrin-dependent endocytosis; intracellular protein transport; clathrin coat assembly. NCBI's taxonomy places the organism in Eukaryota, Viridiplantae, Streptophyta, Magnoliopsida, Solanales, Solanaceae. Gene Ontology annotation, cellular component: clathrin coat of coated pit; clathrin coat of trans-Golgi network vesicle; plasma membrane. The record is from RefSeq and is a predicted model, not a curated record. The transcript is spliced from 3 exons. Gene Ontology annotation, molecular function: clathrin heavy chain binding; structural molecule activity.
AACAUAUGUACACAAAAACAACUAACUAAACAAAACUCUGCAUAGCGUUAUCCGUUGUACUAUUUUCUCCUCUCUUUUUUAUUCUCUUUUUCUUUCGGUUUCUCCAAUCUCUAUCCUUGUACAUAGAGAAAUUUUAUCCAAAUAUUUUUUUCAAUUUCUCCCUAAAUGUAACUGUACCUUACUUUCAUGUAAAGUCAAACUCAAAUCAAUAGCACACUCUCAAACACAAAACCCACUUCCUCCUACUUCGCAAAACACCACAAAGGGAUGUCCAAUAAACUGGACGGCGACUUGCGGGCCGGUUCCACUCAGCCGUUCGACGACGGUUACCUCGGAUACGAUCCUCGUCUCUCUUCCCAGAGAUUUGACUCCUUCUCCAACUUCGCUGAGUCCGAGUCCGUCAAUGACCCCGCCGGCGAUGAUUCGCCCAUUUUUACUUCGAACCCGAUUGCCGAUAAUUCCUAUGAACAGCCGAUCCACGUACCAUAUGAAUUCUCCUCUUUCUCUUCUGGACUUGAUGUAACAUCGGAUGGAGCAAUUCUGCCGCCACCGGCGGAGAUGCAACUGGAACAAGGUUCCGCUCUUAGAGAGUGGAGAAGGCUUAAUAACAUUCGACUGGAGGAGAAGGAAAAGAGGGAGAAAGAGGUGUUGAGCCAAAUCUCUGAUGAAGCAGAUGUGUUCAAAGUUGACUUUUACAGGAAUAGGGAGAUCACAGUGGAAACGAACAAAGCUACUAACCGGGAGAAGGAGAAAUUAUUCGUAGCCAGUCAUGAGAAGUUCCAUGCUGAAGCUGCUGGAAAUUAUUGGAAAUCAAUCGGGGAGCUGAUUCCUAAUGAAGUACCAACAAUUGAAAAGAAGAAAGGGAAAAAGGAUGACGAAAAGAAGCCAUCGAUCGUUGUGAUUAAUGGGCCAAAGCCUGGGAAAGCCACUGAUUUAUCAAGAAUGAGGCAGAUACUAUUGAAGCUUAAGCAUAAUACACCUCACCACCUCAAGCCUUCUCCACCAGCAGGCCCUUCUACAAAAGCUGAUUCUGCCUCAGCUCCAGUUGCCACCGCAGUAGCUUCCUCCUCUGAGCCUGUUGCUGUUGCUUGAUAGGAAAAUUCUCCCCUCCACUGGAGGCAUAUGUCGUUUUGUUCUUAAUGUAGUUCUCCUUUCUAUCUGUAUAUGGUGUCGAUAAAGUAGGAUUGAGUGGAGUGUUACAGCAGAGCUUCCAUCAUCUGCAUAAUGGUAGAAUUCUUAGGUGACAGCGAGUUAUGUGGUCGUUUAUAAAGUAUUUGAAUUCUGUGCAGAGCUCUUGAGCUUAGCCAAAUGCCAAUGAUAAUUUAAAACUCAAUUUAUGCUUUUGUA